AUGGCAAGCUCUCAUACUCGCGAGGCACUCCUCGCACCGAUCUCACAGACUUUGGCUAGCAAGGAUAUCCCUGCUGUGCUCUGGGGCAACUUCCUCUUGACUGUCCAUGGCGUGCCGAGCAUCGUUAGUGAAGCCGACUUCGUCGUCCACGACUCUCUGCUACCUGCUGCUAUAGCAGCUCUCAUGCAUUCGCAGGAGCUGAAACUCACGCCAUGCCCCGAUCCCGCCAGCUGCUACAUCUCAAAAGCGGAUCGGCCCUCACCAGUUCCUGCGUUCCACGCCCACAGGCCUGACAGCAAUGUUCAUGUUGCACUCCACGUACAGUCAGCCACUCUUGGUGACGUCGUGUUGCCACUCAAGCUCGACCAGGGCGCGGACUUGCUCUCGUUGGGCUUGAUACCAGCCAGCCAUCCGUCUUUGCCGCCGCCCGAUGAGCUGGGAUUUGGUCAUGGAUCACUGCUACCCCAAGAUGAUGGAUCUCCAAGUCAAGUCUGGUUCGUGGCCACUGUCAUCUACUUUAUGGAGUAUGUGGCUCCUCAGGGUCACUUGGAGGUUGACAAGCUUUCACCGGCGUGCGGGACUUUCUGGAAGGAAAUCAACGACGAAGACAUUCGCUCGAGUGAUGCUAUCAAACAUCUCCGGGAGGGCCGGACUUGA
This is a messenger RNA of Diaporthe citri, 657 nucleotides long. RefSeq lists its product as uncharacterized. The record is from RefSeq and is a predicted model, not a curated record. NCBI's taxonomy places the organism in Eukaryota, Fungi, Ascomycota, Sordariomycetes, Diaporthales, Diaporthaceae. Bases 1 to 657 code for a protein of 218 amino acids. The transcript has 3 exons.